AAAAUCCGAUUUCUAGCCCACUCCAGGCAACCUCCUGCUUAACUGACUCGAUUUCAAGUUCGUCGACUUUGCUUUAAAGAAAUUGCGCAGUCUUCAGUAUGUCAGACUCCAAGGCCGACGAUUUUUAUUCUUCCUUCGAGCCAUAUGGCUCUGAAUUCACAAAGCAAGGUGGUGGCCUUGACUUUGCUUCAUUUCACUCGCCUUCAGACAUCCUCGCACCCCACCCCGAUCUAUUCGAAUUAGAACUGGAUUCAAGCCUUGCGGCUUUCAACGAAGUCCAGCUGCAGCUCCUCACAGUAGACUCCAACGACGCUUACUCCUUUUUGAGAUCCGAUACUCCAACGUGUGGUCCUCCUUCCACGAUCACAGUUUCCUCCGAGUCUGCAUACGACACUCUUUCCACUCACUCAGAGUCUCUCUAUAACUACCAGGACUCUCCGUCCUUUUCUACCAAUUGUUCCUUUCCUUUAGACUUAGAGAUGGAUUUCCAGCGAGUUCGUGUCGGUGGUAGCGCUUGCUCCGACUAUGGUAUUAAUUCCGCUGCGCAGUCUGCCAAUAAUUCCCUUCCCAUGACUGUCGACCCCAGUACUUUUGGGACCUUGCCCCUUAGUCCCCGCAGUCCUUCCGUGACUGCGCCUGCUGCAGACAAUUCCUAUAAGCGCACCAGCUAUUCAGACUACGGAGGCGCAACUCGCAUUCCUGCGGUACCCAAGUCCUCAUCCGCAGAAUAUUUCCUCAACUAUAUCGCCAGCACCGACCCCGCCAUCUCCCCUAACAUGUCACAAUUAUCUUCAUCGUCAUCCCCUCCACCUCUCGCAAGGUCACUCAGGGGUGUUGACGAUCAGUCCAAAGACGAUCCUCGUAAGAGGUACCAGUGCCCUUCAUGCCCCCGAGCAUUCGCUCGGGCUUACAACUUGAAGACACACAUGGCAACCCAUGACCCAAACCGUCUUAAACCCCAUGUGUGCCCUCACCGCUCGUGCGGGCGGUCCUUCAGCCGCAAGCAUGAUCUCGGGCGUCAUUUGGUUAGCAUUCAUCGUGAUGAGUCCGUGGCUUCCACGCCGUCAUCGGCGGUGAAGUCCAUUGGUGUCGACAGUGGUCACAGGAGUUGGUGUGACAGCUGCGGCAAAGGAACAGUCGGUGCUUCGGCACAGUGCUUGUGCGCCGAUAUAAAGUAAUUGCAGAAUGUGUCCUGUUUAACCACUAUGCCAUAUGCGAGUAUAUUUCGCUACUCGCUUCGUCGUAGUCGAUGGUCGAUUCGUCCACUGCGCGCUUCUGAUGACGUAUCAUUCCUCUAUCUGCGCUAUUUCCGUUCUCGACGUGUUGCGUAUCGUACCGUUCAGCCAUAGUUGCUGAGCCCAGUGACGAACGUGAUCUCGGGUUGCCUACCUCAUUUAUGCCUACCUUCGUCCAUGAUGGACUGGUAAUAUUCUAUUCGUUGGGAUACUUUAUUUGUGUUAACUGCUAUUCGACGAUGCUUUGACUCUUCCAUAACAUAAAAGUUCACCUUUUUAACUCCUUCCUUAUAUCUUGGAGGGCGCGUUGGUGUUAUUCUGCUACCUUUGUUAUGUAUGUACCCAGUGCACGGAAAUACCACUAUUUAUGCAUU
Molecule: messenger RNA, 1609 nt
Organism: Suillus clintonianus
Lineage: Eukaryota; Fungi; Basidiomycota; Agaricomycetes; Boletales; Suillaceae
Exons: 3
Coding region: 99-1178 (359 amino acids)
Cellular component (GO): nucleus
Source: RefSeq, a predicted model, not a curated record